AUGGCCUCAGCUACGACCACUGAUGUUUUCAAUUAUCGCUAUCAUCAUGGUACUAAUUUAGGGACCAUCUUCGUCCUUGAGAAAUGGCUGAGCCCCAGCAUGUACGUCCAAGGCUCAGCAGGUGACAGCGAGCUGGAUGCUGUGCGGGCCUCGUUGGCAUCCUCUGGCCUUGACGCUACUCGUGCCAAAUGGCAAAACCACUGGUCUUCUGCAAUCAGCGAUGACGAUUUUGCAUGGCUUACAGGACAGGCCCGAUGCAACAUGAUACGCUUGCCUAUUGGAUGGUUUACGCUCGGCCCGUCAUUUUGCCAGGGAACUGCUUUUGAUGGUGAGCCCGGGCAGGUAUAUGUUAACGCGUGGUCAGCUGUCAGAGAUCUCGUCCGACGCUGCCACGACCGAGGCAUUGGUGUCUUGUUGGAUCUUCACGCUGUGCCGGGUGGUGCAAAUGGUGAGAUCCACAGCGGAACCAGCAGCGGCAGGGCGGACCUGUGGGGAAAUGGAGAUAACCUAGACAGGGCUCGACGCUGUCUGGUCUUCAUCACCCAGGAGGUGGCAGCGGGCAUGCCAGGUGUGAUGGGCAUUCAGCUGUGCAACGAGGCCACAUGGGCAGCCCCAGGAAUGUACGAAUGGUACGACUCGGUCAUUGGUGCCAUCAACGACGUCAACAAGACUGUCCCGGUCUACAUCAGCGACUCCUGGAAUCUAUCCCCUGCCCUCGACUACAUACAAAGGAAGAACAGGAGCGUUUCAAACCCUGUCAUCGUGGACACGCACAAAUACUACACCUUCGCGGCCAGCGACCAGUCACAAUCCCCUCAGCAAAUACUCGAUCGCAUCCCAAACGAGUUAAACGAGCUUCAAAGCAAACAAGGCAACGUCUUCGACAAUGGCGCUGCCACUGUCUUCAUCGGAGAAUACAGCUGCGUCAUGUCCGAACCCACCUGGAGCAAAGUGUCUCCCAACGAUCGACCCGGUCUAACGAGGCAGUUCGGCCAGGCACAGAGCCGUAGAUGGCAACAGUUCGGCGGCUCUUCCUUCUGGACCUUCAAGAUGGACUGGAUGGAUGGCGGAGGCUGGGGCUUCAAACAACAAACCAACGAAGGUGCCAUCAUUCCACCCCCUUCCAUGAUGCUGCCGGCCCAGGAGAUCCGAAACCGUAUCCGCGCCGCAGGUGAGCAGCACCAGCGUCUCCAACAGACAGCACUACGCGAGCAUUCGGAGUUCUGGGACAGAACAGCACCUGGGACGCGGUUCGAGCACUGGCGUUUCGGCCAGGGCUGGGAUCUGGGUUGGAACGACGCACAAUUCUUCUUUGGCGCGAGAGCUCAGGGUGGCAUGCCUGGAGGUGGAGAUGGCGGGGAUAAGAUUGGUUGCCUGGAUGUUUGGGUCCAGAAGAGAAUGAGGGAGACGGGCUCGAUGAAGGAGCAGGCUGCUUUUGGGUGGGAAUGGGAGCAUGGCUUUCGAAAGGGUGUUGCGGAUUUUUAUAGUACUGUUGGGGUAUGA
This is a messenger RNA of Endocarpon pusillum Z07020, 1503 nucleotides long. RefSeq lists its product as uncharacterized. NCBI's taxonomy places the organism in Eukaryota, Fungi, Ascomycota, Eurotiomycetes, Verrucariales, Verrucariaceae. Gene Ontology annotation, molecular function: glucan endo-1,6-beta-glucosidase activity. Gene Ontology annotation, cellular component: cell surface; extracellular region. The record is from RefSeq and is a predicted model, not a curated record. Bases 1 to 1503 code for a protein of 500 amino acids. Gene Ontology annotation, biological process: glucan catabolic process. The transcript has 2 exons.